Messenger RNA from Aspergillus thermomutatus, 1281 nucleotides. RefSeq lists its product as uncharacterized. The record is from RefSeq and is a predicted model, not a curated record. NCBI's taxonomy places the organism in Eukaryota, Fungi, Ascomycota, Eurotiomycetes, Eurotiales, Aspergillaceae. The coding region runs from base 1 to 1281 and encodes 426 amino acids. The transcript has a single exon.
AUGGACACGGAUGCUGAUAUUUUGCCAUCUCCAACAAACCCAACAGAGCAUUCAGAAGAUCCACAGGAGGACUUGGGACAGGAUUGGAAGUCGCAAGCUUCUAAGCAGUCCAGCGAAGCUCACGAUCAUGUGCCGCCAACUGAGACCAGGACUGCAAGUGGGCGGCUGAUCGAACGACUCGAGGAUGUCUCUGCUAGAAGGCUUCGGGCACGAGAAAUGCGCGUUGCUCUACGCUACAAGCGAGAAGAUGAGGGAAAGCAUAGAGCCGCGCUGAUGAAGAGACUCAACUCACUUCUUGCGCAAGAUCACCAGCUAGCCGACCUGAUCGAAGAGCUUCAGUCGGCUACAGAAUCUUAUUUGGACCUGGAGCAAACGUAUCAUCGGGCGGAAGACGAGCUGGAUCAAGAUGAGUAUGUGCUCAUCCAGUCUAUGCAGCGGUUCGCGAAAUCUUUACGAGAGUCGCCCUCGAAGGUGACCCCUCAGGCUGAAAGCAGCUUCUCCGAUAUCGAUGCACGCUCUUUCCGUGGUGAGCCUCUGGAAUACCCACCUGUCGUAGUGGAUUACUUGUCACGAGUAGGAGAUGCGCGGAUACUCCAAGAGCGCUUGUCGGAGCUCGAUUCACAAUGGUACACCCUUGUUGACAAACAAAGACUACGAAGCUCGCUCAAUAUCUCUUUGGAUGAGGAGUCUCUACAAUUCCUACGAUUGUACGACGCGUCAAGGGCGCAGAUCCGGAAGGAACUCAACGAGACAAUGCUGGACGUUGUCCGCCUCCGGGCUAUCUGCGAUGAACAAGGUCUCCUAACUGAAGAAUACACUGGAGACAUGGAUUUUCUGUACGGAAUGGGUCUUGAAGAUGUCGCAUCCCAAAUCGAAGAUCCUCUGAAGACGUCAGCGCUUGACGACUCUUCCCCCUUCUACGAGCCAGGGUCUGCGAAAGUCAGCAGUGCCAUGUUCAUUAAUAAGUGGCUUCUGCACCAACUCCGCCACUCAUCGGUAGAGAUCUCGCGUCUCAAAGCCGCCCCGGAACUCCAGCAUUUGUCGGAUGAAGGGUGGGAUGAUGCGAAUAUCAGUCGCUUGGCGCUGACGGUGUGGUUCUCGGACGAUACAGUCCGAAACUCGCCGCAGACUUUGUCCCAAGACGAUGACUAUGAUUACACGGGGGCUACCGAGAGAAGCAAGGCAACCAGACCUCGGCUACAGAAAAGCAAGUCCGAGCCCGGCAUCACUCCACAGAAGGGAGCCUACUGCGCCUCGCGUCUGCGCACGCUAUCUUUAUGA